GGCCACCGAACUGGACCAUUCCAAUCAAGCGGAGGCAGCUGAACAACGACGAAUCGAUUCGCAUACCUCCCCUUCGCUUAGCUCCGCUCCUCUCCUCUACCCUGCUCUCUCUGUAAAACCCUAGCUGAAGUUUGAAUUGUUGGAGGACUGGAGCAUUACACCUGAACAGAUCUGCUUGCUAGUGCAGUUUGAAUCGUUGGAGGACUAGAGCAAUACACCUGAAUAGAUCUGCUUGUGGAUAUCAACCCCGGAACUUCUUUCCACGGUUUUUGUCAUCUCAUAUCCAACGAAAUGGCGAUUCAAACAAGCAGGCUCAUUUCCUACUCAGACGAGAUUAUUGGUGGACAGCCAAUUUAUGUGGCUUCAAAUUGCCUUCCUGUGAAGGCUUUAAAAUAUGAACCUGCUGGACAUGCCUUCCAUGCUGCUGCUAUGAAGCUCCUUGGUUGUGAGGAGGAGGAAGAUGUGGAUGGUUCUGAUCAGACUGUUGUCGGGGAUAAAGAGCAGACAAGCAUGCCAUCAUUUGAUUCAUAUAGCAGCAAAGGUAAAAAGAAAGCUGGUUCGGGGAGCAAGCAGCAAGAUCAUUAUGCUUUAUUGGGUUUAAGCCAUCUGAGGUAUCUUGCAACAGAAGAUCAAAUUAAGAAAAGCUACAGAGAGACGGCCCUGAAGUAUCACCCUGACAAACAGGCCGCACUGCUUCUAGCUGAGGAAACUGAAGCUGCAAAACAAGCUAAGAAGGAGGAAAUCGAAAGCCACUUCAAGGCCAUCCAGGAAGCGUAUGAGGCUUUGAUUGAUCCUUUGAAGAGGCGAAUCUACGAUUCCACUGAUGAGUUUGACGAUGAAAUACCUACUGAUUGUGCGCCGCAGGACUUCUUUAAGGUCUUUGCUCCUGCUUUCAUGAGGAAUGGUCGAUGGUCAGUUAGCCAGCCGAUCCCAUCAUUAGGUGAUGAUAAUACACCAGUUAAGGAGGUGGACAAUUUCUACAACUUUUGGUACUCUUUUAGAAGCUGGAGAGAGUUUCCCCAUGCUGACGAGUUCGAUCUCGAGCAAGCUGAAUCUCGUGACCACAAGAGGUGGAUGGAGAGGCAGAAUGCAAAGCUCACAGAAAAAGCUCGAAAGGAAGAAUAUGCACGGGUACGCACUCUUGUUGAUAAUGCCUACAAGAGAGAUCCAAGGAUAAUGAGGAGAAAGGAGGAGGAGAAAGCAGAGAGGCAGAGGAAAAAAGCGGCCAAGUAUCUGGCAAAGAAGUUGCAGGAGGAAGAAGCUGCCAGAAUUGCUGAAGAAGAGAAACGCCGGAAAGAGGAGGAUGAAAAGCGGGCUGCUGAAGCUGCGUUACAGCAGAAGAAGGUGAAAGAGAGAGAAAAGAAGCUUCUACGCAAAGAGAGGACACGCCUUCGUACAAUUUCGGCUCCUAUCAUAUCCCAGCAUUUGCUUGAUCUCUCUGGAGAUGAUGUGGAAACACUUUGUAUGUCCCUUGAUAUCGAGGCGCUGAGGAGCUUAUGUGAUCAGAUGGAAGGCAGAGAAGGCUUAGAACGUGCAGAAAUUCUCAGAAAUGCACGAGGGGGCAAUCCUGACUCGGAGGAUAAAAAACAAGGCGAUAAGAAGAAUGAGCAACCGAAUAGUUCUAUGGAGGCUAAUGGCAGUGUCCCAUUAAGCAACUUUGAGAAGCAGGAGAAACCUUGGGGAAAAGAAGAGAUUGAGCUCUUGAGGAAAGGAAUGCUGAAGUAUCCCAAAGGAACAUCUCAUAGAUGGGAGGUCAUAUCGGAGUACAUAGGUACUGGAAGAUCAGUGGAAGAAAUUCUGAAGGCAACAAAAACAGUGCUUCUCCAAAAGCCGGAUGCUUCCAAAGCUUUCGAUUCAUUUCUUGAGAAAAGGAAACCAGCACAGUCAAUUGUAUCUCCACUUACAACUAGAGAAGAAGUAGGAGGGACAGUUACCCACACAGCUGAAAGCACUACCGUCGAGAUGGAUAAUGGAGAGGCAUCUUCGAGAAAACUUGCGAAUAACCAGAAUCGCGAUGAUUUGGUUACUGAAAACGGCAGUCCUUCAAGUUCGGAACAAGAUGUUUGGUCUGCUGUUCAAGAAAGGGCACUAGUACAGGCACUAAAGACUUUCCCUAAGGAAACCAAUCAGAGGUGGGAGAGAGUGGCAGCUGCAGUUCCUGGGAAGACUGUGAACCAAUGCAAGAAAAAAUUUGCACUGCUGAAGGAGAACUUCAGAAGCAAGAAAAACACGGCAUAAUGUGCCGCAUCCCCUUGCGGACUUAUAGAAGCGCAUGUGGAGAUUGUCAGUCUCUGGAUGUACCCUGUGAGGUCAUAUUCUUCUCUUCUCAUGGCAGGAAUUCGAUUUCUGAAAUCCAUGUCACGCAAGAAGAGCAUUUUUUCCUGAGGAAUCAUUUUUGACAUACCUUUAUAGGCAACAAUAUUAGUACAGAGGGGCUCUGUGCAUGGAAGUUUUCUAUAGCCCCAGUUUAUAGAAGCUUCUUGAUAAUUAUGUACUUCCGACAGUCGAUUAGCAUACACUUUGGAAAGGGACUCCAGGCGAAGUUAGUUGGCAUGAUAUGAGCAUUAUGGAAUUAUUCGGUCUGCUGCGAGGUUUUGAAGCAGAUGCAGAUGCCUUUUGAGUUUAUAGCAAUACUGGUUUCUUCUUUCGCUCGUCUGAUGAAUUUUUGUACUGACAUUUUAUAGUUAACCAUUUCCAUUUUAAUGCUGUGAAACGCCGAUUCUAUGGUGAUGUUCCGGUCAAUGUAAGUGAUGUCACCUGGAAAAGAGAUGCUGCAUUUAUUUUUUGUUGGCGCAGGAGCUUGCCGCUAAUCUCUGUGUGGAAGUGGAGUUAUUUGACCAA
Messenger RNA from Syzygium oleosum, 2841 nucleotides. RefSeq lists its product as uncharacterized. Gene Ontology annotation, biological process: 'de novo' cotranslational protein folding; regulation of translational fidelity. The coding region runs from base 292 to 2238 and encodes 648 amino acids. Gene Ontology annotation, molecular function: Hsp70 protein binding; ribosome binding. The record is from RefSeq and is a predicted model, not a curated record. NCBI's taxonomy places the organism in Eukaryota, Viridiplantae, Streptophyta, Magnoliopsida, Myrtales, Myrtaceae. The transcript has 2 exons. Gene Ontology annotation, cellular component: cytosol.